UUCUGUCUUUCUGUUCGUUUUCUUUCUUCUCUCACAUCUCCUGCUGCUUUACUCCGCUGAAGCAGAAGUGAGAUACACCAAAAAAUGUCCACCCUUUCCCUGCGGACAUCUGAGCUCGAUUGGCUUUCCAUUCACCAAGGAGGAAAACCCAGAAUGCGGUGUUUUCACAAUAGAGUGCCGGGAUGAUGCGUCUCCGAUAAUCAAACUGGAGGGUGGAAGACAAUAUGAAGUUCUAAGUAUCCUUCCGGAUAACACCACCAUACAUAUCAGAGACGAAUGGCUUGGGGGGCUGCACCCUGCAGCCCCUGCAUCCUUUGCAUGCGAAUCCUUAACCAAUCUGACUAUUACCAGCUCUUCGUUCAUCUCUUUUGAAUUUUCCCCCAAGCAGACCUUUUUUAAAUGCAAACGCACUCUCAAUAUUUCUCCCCCAAUAAACUUUGAAAGUAUUCCUUGCUCUGAAGAUGUUAUCUACUAUAAUGGUUCAAGCGAUAGUUUUCCCACUUCUCUCUCUGAAUGUUCAAUUAUUCAGCUCCCAAAGAAUCCGAACCCAGAUCCUCUGGCAGUUGAUGAUAACCCGUUUGGACUUUUAGCCGUUGAGUUCGACCUUAAACCGCAUGUCUCUGAUGCAUGUUACAGUUGUUAUCAAAGAGGAGGUCAUUGUCAGCCCGACGACAAGGGGGAACUUGAUUGUGGUGCGGAGAAAGAGAGUCACACAAGGCCAGUACUGGCGAUAGGACUAGCCACUUUAUUUGCUGGAAUUGGAGUUGUGAUGGUUCUAAUCUACUGCUUGAUCAAGAGAAAGUUCUCAUCCAAUCAAAUUAUUUAUUUUUGGAAAAAGAAAAGUCUAAACCAUAAGACUGUCCAAGACUUUCUAAGAAAUCAUGGACCUCUUACUAUUAAAAGAUACAGUUAUUCAGAUAUCAAGAAAAUGACCAACUUCUUUAGAGAUAAAUUAGGCGAAGGGGGCUUUGGUGGUGUCUACAAGGGAAAGUUAAAAGAUGGAUGUCUUGUGGCAGUGAAGGUUUUGAAGGAAUCUAGAGGUAAUGGAGAGGAAUUCAUUAAUGAGGUUGCAAGCAUUAGUAGGACCUCCCAUGUCAACAUUGUCUCUCUUAUGGGCUUUUGCUUUGAGGGUUCUAAAAGAGCCGUCAUCUAUGAGUUUAUGCCCAACGGAUCUCUAGAAAAGUUCAUAUAUAACAAAAGUCCUUCAAAGUUUGCUCGACGAUUGGAAUGGGAGACAUUAUACAACGUUGCAAUUGGCAUUGCUCGAGGAUUAGAGUACUUACAUAGAGGUUGCAGCACAAGGAUCUUACAUUUCGAUAUAAAGCCUCACAAUAUUCUUUUGGAUGAGAACUUCAGCCCAAAAAUUUCUGAUUUUGGGCUUGCAAAAAUAUGCACAAGAGAAGAGAGUAUUAUAUCAAUGUUGGGUGCGAGAGGAACUGCGGGAUACAUCGCUCCGGAAGUAUUUUGUAGAAAUUUUGGAGGUGUCUCUCACAAAGCAGAUGUUUAUAGUUACGGAAUGAUGGUUUUUGAAAUUGUUGGAGGAAAAAGGAAUAUAAAUGUUGAGAUUGACCGUACCAGUGAAAUAUUUUUUCCGCAUUGGAUUUACAAGCGUCUUGAAAAAAAUGAAGAUCUAGGACUGCAGGGCCUUAUGAAUGAAGAUGAUUACAAAAGUGCAAGGAAGAUGAUAAUAGUGAGUUUGUGGUGUAUACAGACUGACCCUUUAAGCCGGCCACCAAUGAGCAAAGUUGUGAAUAUGUUAGAAGGGAGUCUUGAAUCCUUACAAGUACCACCUAAGCCUUACUUGUCUUCGCCAUCACGAUCACCGGAAGAUUCUUCAACAAUGGUGUCAACACAAUGUGAUUCUAUAAUGCCUUCAAAUGCAUCUUUUCUUUAAAAGGAAAUUUUAAUGUUUUUCUUUUUUGGAAGAGAGGAAAUUUUAAUGUUAAG
Corylus avellana is the source of this 1947-nucleotide messenger RNA. The record is from RefSeq and is a predicted model, not a curated record. Lineage: Eukaryota; Viridiplantae; Streptophyta; Magnoliopsida; Fagales; Betulaceae.